UUGAGGCGUUUCCUGACAGCAUGAUCAGUAAGCGAAGCGCAGCUACUACAGGGUUGCAUGCCUGAGCUUCACAUGGCGAGCUUCCGCUGCGAGAUGCCCGAAUCGGGUAUUUCACAUAUUCUGCUUCGAGCUUCGGCUCUAUGCUGAUUAGACAGCUCGUUCUAGGUAUAUGGAUGAUGGACGGCAUGUGGGCGGAGAAGAAUGGCUUCUCGUAUGAAGCUGCAGUUCUCGUGCUGGAUGCGUAUAAAAGCAUGAGCCCACCUCGAAAGUCGACUGAGGCGCAUACAGCAUCAAGCAACUGUUAUACCAGAGAUUUGAGCGAUUUCAGUCAAUACUAGCAACAAAAUGCCGCUUCCCGGAGAUCAAGCCACCGUUGAGACCGCCGGCAAUUUGGUCAAGACUCUGCAUGGAGCUUUCGGUGAGCAUUCAGGCUACAGACCAGCGCACGCAAAGGGUAGGCUUGUCACCGGGUCUUUCACUCCCACGGCAGAUGCCGCUUCCCUUUCCAGUGCACCGCACUUCAACAAUGCAUCCACUCCGGUAAUCGUCCGCUUCUCUGCUUCAACGGGUCUUCCAGACAUCCCGGACACCGAUGCCAAUGCUAUGCCACGAGGCUUUGCCAUCCGCUUCAACCUCGGCAACAACGGGCAUAAGCAUACGGACAUCGUCGCACAUUCCGUCAAAGCGUUCCCCGUCAGAACCGGCGAAGAGUUUCUGGCCAUGCUGAACGCCAUCGGCAGUGGAUCGAUUGGGGAGUUUCUCCAGAAGAAUCCGUCCGCAGCGUACUUUGUCAAGGCACCGAAGCCGGCUCCUGUAAGCGUCGCGACGGAACGCUACCACGCUCUCAACGCCUUCAAACUCGUCUCCAAAGACGGCAAGGGGACAUUCGUGCGUUACAGCAUCGACCCUGUGGCAGGCUGCGAGUUUUUGUCGGGCACCGAACUUGCCAACAAGCCCAAAAAUUAUCUUACCGAGGAACUCGCCGAGCGCCUGUCAAAUGGCGGUAUCGGGUAUAAACUCGUUGCCGAGCUCGCUGAGGAGGGCGACCCUACGGACGAUGUGACCAAGCAUUGGCCGGAAAGCAGGAAGAAGGUGGAGCUUGGUACCAUCCAACUCGACAAGCUCAUGCCCGAGACGGAGAGCUUGAAGCAGCAGAAGCACAUCAUCUUUGAUCCAAUCCCAAGGGUUGAAGGUGUUGAGGUAAGCGACGAUCCACUGCUGGACAUGCGGGCUGCGGUGUACCUGAUUAGUGGAAAGGAGAGGAGGGCUGCUCCGGAGGUUACGAUGGCUACUGUCACUUGAUCUGUGUGUCAUUAGCUGGACGCUUGGGGUAAUCUUUUGUACAUGUUGUCGGUAUGCUUCUUGUGGACAGUCGAACACGAUAUCUUGAAAGUAGCACAAUCUCAUAAUCAAGAACGUACAGUCUAGGGAAUCAAUCGAGCCCGAUGAACAACUGCCUUGUGCAUUACCGUAUGCCAGUGAUGCAUCGAUGUCUCCACCUGUGAUACGACCGUCGAAUCGUAUGAGUAUCGGCUGUGGUCAGAAGAAGAGACGGAUACCCAAGAUGUAAGUGACAGUCGGAAUAUACAUUUCUCACCACGUCCAGGUUCCUAGGACCGUAGCCGAGCGGUUUCGCUGCUGAGAAGGCUAAUGGGCCCAAGCGCU
Baudoinia panamericana UAMH 10762 is the source of this 1665-nucleotide messenger RNA. RefSeq lists its product as uncharacterized. NCBI's taxonomy places the organism in Eukaryota, Fungi, Ascomycota, Dothideomycetes, Mycosphaerellales, Teratosphaeriaceae. The transcript has 2 exons. Gene Ontology annotation, biological process: response to hydrogen peroxide; hydrogen peroxide catabolic process. Gene Ontology annotation, molecular function: heme binding; catalase activity. The record is from RefSeq and is a predicted model, not a curated record. Bases 346 to 1302 code for a protein of 318 amino acids. Gene Ontology annotation, cellular component: cytoplasm; peroxisome; mitochondrion.